UCAGAUGCGGUUUCCUGUGCUGACCUGGGAGAGUCAGCCAUCAGCCGCGCAGCCGGGGGCACCGCAGCCCGGCGGCCCUGGAACCUUCCAGUUAUGUUAAUGGGCACCUGAGUUAGCAGUUUAUCCGGAGUUUCUUUGAGACCUAAUAAGGUCUUGGCCAGCCUGGUAUGCAUGCGGUCUCCCACUGCUCAGCCAGUUCUGCUCACCUGUGAAUGAGAACUAAGAGCCCUGGGUGAUGAAGACAGAGGAGACUGUAGCCAAGGAUCCAGGUAGAACUACAAGGGUUAUCAUCAUACAUGAAAUCCAUUAAUAGCCAGGAACUGAAGGGUCUCACUGGAGUCAUAUUUAUUGCUAAUUGGAAACCUGAGAACUGCCUGGAACAAUACCAAGAUAUAGACAUGCAUGUCCAGGAAGAUGUUUUCAACAGUGAUAGGAUUUUGACGGAUCUGACGUAAUGAAUGAAUCAUCCCAAGGGCAUAAUCUGAAAUGAUGCACUUUAUCUCUGCACAUUCUUUCAUACUUAGCAACCAUCAGAGAGUUUCUCCCAUGCCAGCUUCUUGAUGAUUCUGCCUUGACAUUGGUUGGAACAGUUGUUUCCAACCUGUGGCUCAUGACUCCUUGGAGGUCAAUUGACCCUUUCACAGAGGUCACACCUAAGACUUCUAUACUACAUAUAUUACUGAUGGUUUUAGAAACUGAUAUACCACUCCCAUAUCAAUCUACAAGUGGGACUCCUACAUGUAGAUAAUUUAAGAGUUCCUGGUUCUGUAUUAAAAAGGUGGAGAACCACUGUCUUAGAAGAGUUAGCACAUGGACAUUCCACUUAAAGACAUGUAAUUGUAAUGUUCUGCCAAGAAAUGUAUUUGUGUUUGUUUGAAGUUAACAGUAUUCUCACAAAGUGGUAUACAUAUGAUUUAGAAAAGAGGUCCACAUUGAAAGAAGAGUAAAUAGGAAAUACAGAUUUUACCUCACAAACAAUGUAAAGGUUAAAUGAUGAUGAAAAUACCUGUAAGUCAACCUGAUGAUUUAUUAAUUUGAACAAAACAUGAUAUUUGCAGAUAGAAUCUAUGUACUGUAUCUGCCGUGUAGCUUGAAAUAAAACAUGACCAAUGGGUCAGAUGUUAUAUUCUUGUGUGAUAACUAAUGAAACUUUAUUUAAUGCUAGGCAUCCAUCUUAGGGCCCGACUAGCCAUUUGCCUCUGGUUCUAGUUCUUGAAUCAUAAGUUCCUAGUAAUAACCCUGAGUAGUAGUUUUCUUGCAGCAGGUAUACAUAUAUUCUAUAUUUGUGCCUGGUACCUGCUGAGGUUUGAAAAAUGACUGAGAUUGUAGUCCUUUUUUUGUCAUAUUAAAUAUGUCUCUAGGAAUGUUGGCAAGAUUUCUGGUAUCAUUUGAUUUUUGUGUUUAUGUUUUACCACUGUCCAUAACAGAGUUGUAUUAAUUUUAGCUUUUAAUUUUGGAAACCUUGAUGUGAAAUUUCAAUAAAACUUCCAGUUUAUUUUCCUGACACAGACUUGGAGAAGAACAAUAAGAAGAAUGGAUGUUUCCCUGGUAAAUGCUCCCCAGGUCAGUGUCCUGUCCAUAUUUUUUUUUUGAAAACUCCUCUCAUUAUUUAAACCAUUCGCAACUUGUAAUGUUAUCUAUAGUGUUUGUUUUUUCUCAUUUAUCUUUGUUCUCCCCCAAUAAUAAAAAUUAUAUCUUUAGUUCUUUUUCACUUAUAAUGGGACAAGUACAGAUAUGUCCAAUUAUAUUUUUACUGGAUUUUAUGCUGUGUGGACAUAAAUGUUCAAGGAUCAAUGGCCUGCGGUUCUGAAAGAGAAUGUAUUGUAAUUGAUGCUCAAAGAAUAUAUUGAUGGUUAAUUUCUUCAUUGGAUGGACUUGUGUCAUUUAUUAUUUCUGGGGACAGAUCUCCUGUGCCACUUAAACUGCAUUUCAGGAAUAGUCAGGUUUCCAGAAACAACCUUCAACAGCAAUGUGAAUGUAGAUCUGCAAAUACAUGGACAUUGAUGUUACUGAGAAAUGUAUGGAAGAAUAGAAUUUAUGGAAUUGUCGAAUUAGAAGACUAUUCACUGUCUUGAAUGAAACUUGAUAGAAAACAUUUCGGCUCCCUAGAGACAUAGAUGAUGAACGGAAUAUGUGUCUUUCUCUUACCGUAGGAUUGAUGUGUUUGUGAGGAGAUGCAGGUUGUAGUAUUCUGGUAUCUCUUUUGAACAUUUUAUGUCACAUAGUCAUCUUGGGUUUGUUGACACUUGAAAUCUUUGUCUCAGGAGAGACACUGCCUAGUGCUCAGUGUGCUCAGUUCUCAAUAUACAGAUGAUUGUUUUCUUCUUCCCUUUUGUUUCAUUUUUUAGGAGUAAUAUAAGCACUACUGUGUGUGCCUUUAUAUUACAGCACAUGCCAUAUAUUAGUAAGAAUUUUCUGGAAAAUAUUAUCUUGGUACUAUGCAUAAGCCAUCACAUUUUAAGCAUACAUGAAUGUCCCUCUUAAUUUGUUCUCUUCUUCAGCAAAAUGAAUGUUCCAUCCACCCUAUGUUUUUCUCUCCUCCAGUCUAUGUAUUACAUAGGGGAAAACUGAAGGACUGUGGCAAUAUUUCUUUACAAUAAUAUUUUAUUUGAAUACCUAAGUGUUUAUCUUCAUAUUUUUAUGUACAUUGAAUGAUACCAUAUGCCCCCAAAUCCUGAGUUUAGCAUCCAGCCCUUGGGACUGAGGUUAAACAUGAUAGUGAGCUACAAUGUGUGUAGAAACAAAAGAAGAUUAAGUCAGGGCUACACAGAGAAACUCUGUCUCGAAAAGGGAAAAAAAAAGAGAGUGAGAGAGAAGAUAAAGUUAAAAUUACAAUUUUCAGUUAAGUCAAUCUCAUGAGUAAUAAUGUUUUUAAAAUUCAAGAAGAAUUACUAUAAUUCUCAAUUAAAAAACUCAAUUUGAUCAAAAAAUGAUUCUACUUUAGUUGAAUGCAUUGUCACAUGUGCCAUUUAUUUACACACACAUACCUAAUUAUUAUGUAGUAAAAAAACAUAUGUAAUUAAUGACCUUGAUAUUAUCUGUACUGCAUAUGUCAACUUUGAUAAAACUUUCAAUAAUUCUAUGCUGUCUAAUACUGGCUUUUUUAUUUUACUGUUAUGAAUAUAGCCUCAUAAAAUAACUUCAUAAAGUAUUUCAUUCUGUGUAUCCUUUGGAAUGUUGACUGGGUUCACUGAUUUAAUGUUUAAAGAAAAAAAUGUGAUUCUUAAUUCAUCCAAUAAUUCUGCAUUUCGUGUUGUACAUCUUUGUCCUAGUAAGGGUACAGCAUUGUUCCUAGGUCUCAGGAUAUCAACUGAGAAUUUUAAAAUAGAGUCAUGUGAGCCCCUACUACAGAUAGGAUUGAUAAAGUGUCCAUAGUUGAGCAAGAGUGAGAGCUGUAAAAUUUAGAAGUACAGUUUUAUUCAUUGGAAUUUGACCAUCUGUGAUGUGACACUGGGAUUCUGUUUCAUAGCAACCCAUACUUCAUAAAGCUACACUCCUGAAUCUAGACAAGAAAUGUGUAUGUUAUAUUCCCUAAAACUUUGCUGAUUACAAUCCUGUAAUCCUGUUUCAGAGAAAUAGAAAAUACAAUAGAGACUAUUUUGCAUCAUUUAUUAAAAUUAAUUUUCAAUUUUAUUUAAUGUUUGUUGGUAUAUUUGGCCGAAUGUGUGCAUAUGUGCUGUGUAUUCCUUCAGCCUGUAGGGCUCAGAAGAGUGCAUCGUAUUUCAGAGAAUUGGGAUUAGAAAUCUGUUGUAUAGUUAUGUGCACUGGGAAACAACUUUGGAUUAUAGAACCCAAAGUACAGACAGAUUUUUAAAUGAAGUGAUGGUGGCAAAACCUUCAUCUGAUGCUAACGUCUUAUAAAACAUUAGAAAGUUAAUGAAGCAGAAGACCUUAUGAAUGUAAUCAAUAUAGUAUAUCUUUCUAUAAAUUGCCUAUGAAGGAGCAGCAGUGCAUACCUUAUGACACAUUUUUACAGCAUUUCUAGAAGAUGUUGUUUGUCCUUAAAUAUUUACCAUGACUCAACUUUAUCACAAAUUAUCUUGAAUUCUUUAGGAGGUUUUACCUAGGAAAUCACUUUUGUCCAGGAAACAGGUAUUUUUCCAUUACAGGGUCAGUUAACAUUCAAGGACGUGGCUGUGGACUUCUCACAGGAGGAAUGGGAAUGUCUUGACUGUGCUCAGAGGGCAUUGUACAUGGAUGUUAUGUUGGAGAAUUACAACAAUCUGUUUUUUGUGGAGAAUCAUUGUGUGUGUCCUAAAUAUGAGAAUGUCUUGGAUCAAGACACACAGCAUAUUUUCCACAAGCAUGUAAAUAUCCAAAAGAAGUCUUGUAAAUGUAAUGAUCGUGGCAAAGAUAUUUAUGAAUACACCCAAAGUGUACUUUACCAAGAUAACUUCAGGGAUACACAUGUUAAGUCAUCAGAUGUAAACAGACAUGAAACUGGAAACACCAGAGAACCUUGCAAAUAUAAAAACUGUGUAAACUGUUUAAAUUUGUGUUCUAUCAUUGGUCUAAAUCAAGGAAUCCACAUAGGAAAGAAAGAACACAAUGGGACAGUGCUUGAUAAGGUUUUUGACUCUAAACAAAUACUCGGGCUGAAACAAACCAAUAGUGGAAAGAAACCUUACAGAUGUAGUGAAUGUUCCAGAUGCUUCACCAAGAAAUGCAAGCUUAGACAACAUCAGAUAAUUCAUACAGGAGAGAAACCUUACAGAUGUAGUCAAUGUGACAAAUGCUUUUCCCAAAAAUGCAGUCAUAGUACUCAUAAGAAAAUUCAUACAGGAGAGAAACCUUACAAAUGUACUGAAUGUGACAAAUGCUUUACCUUUAAAACUGACCUAAGAAUUCAUCAGAGAAUUCAUACAGGAGAGAAACCAUACAAAUGUAUCGAAUGUGACAAAUCUUUUACCCAGAAAGGCCAUCUUAUAAUUCAUCAGAGAAUUCAUACAGGAGAGAAGCCUUAUAAAUGCAGUGAAUGUGACAAAUGCUUUACCCAAAAAUGUAGUCUUACUAUUCAUCAGAGAAUUCAUACAGGGGAAAAACCGUAUAAAUGUGGCAAAUGUGAAAAAUGCUUCACUCACAAAGGUGAUCUUAGAAGUCAUCAGAGAAUUCAUACAGGAGAGAAACCUUAUAAAUGUAGUGAAUGUGACAAAUGCUUUACCCACAAACGCAGUCUUAGAAGUCAUCAAAGAAUUCAUACAGGAGAGAAGCCUUACAAAUGUAGUGAAUGUGACAAAUGCUUUACCCACAAACGCAGUCUUAGUAUUCAUCAAAUAAUUCAUACAGAAGAGAAGCCUUAUAGAUGUAGUGGAUGUGACAAAAUCUUUAAUCACAAAGGUGAUCUUAGAAAUCAUCAGAGAAUUCAUACAGGACAGAAACCUUAUAAAUGUAGUGAAUGUGACAAGUGCUUUGUUCAUAAAUACAGUCUUAGUAUUCAUCAGAGAAUUCAUACAGGAGAGAAACCUUAUAAAUGUAAUGAAUGUAAUGAAUUCUUUAGAUAUAAAUGUAGUCUUAGGACUCAUCAGAAAAUGCACACAUUAGAGCAUAUUUACAAAUGAAACAAAUGACACAAACCCUUCAAAAAAGAUCAUGUUAAAACUCAUCAAACAAUAUAUACAGGAGAGUGUCCUUUCAAAUAUAAAUGUUUAAAUCCUUUACUGUUAGCUCAUCUCUGACAGUACAUCAGAGAAUUCAUACGGGAGAGAAACCUCACAAAUGUAACAUGAGGAAAGAGCUUUACCUGAAAAGUAGUUUCUGCUGGAAAACAUGUGGCAUGUAUUUUACCCAAGUGGAAUUCUUUGCAACACUUUAGGCUCCACACUAGAGUUAAUUAUGAAUAUUAAGAUCUUGUGAAAGCACCUAAGUAGUGUUCAAAUCAUAGAAACUAUAAAGCAUUUAUGCUGGAGAAUGACUGAAAAUGUGACAAUGAAGAAAAAUUUUCAAAAUGUUUACUAUCAAAUGUUCCAUAAUGAAGACAAAGAAGAGAAGCCACAAGAAUCUGUAACACUUUUGUGGAGACGGAAAUAAUCCAUUACAGAGGAAAUCUGAUUAUGGUGGAUAAUACACUUCUCAAAAUAGAUAGUGACACCAAUAGCAUUCUGUAUGUUUAACUCAAAUGAAGAAACUCAGAAAAAUCAUAUUUGUUAAAAGAGGGUUUGAUAAACUGAGCCACCAAAAUGGAAUGCUCUUCAUGCCAGUAUUCCUACAGAUACAGUUUGCCCUCAGUGUAUUCAAAAUCUGUAUCAUGCUGGUUUCAAGUUUCAGGAUAGCAAGUGUCUUUGAGUCCCUUGGGCUCUGAUCACCAACUCCUUCCCCAUAGUCCUGUAUAUAACUGUAAUAAAUAUUGAUUGAACAAGUUGGA
Molecule: messenger RNA, 6361 nt
Organism: Mus musculus (house mouse)
Lineage: Eukaryota; Metazoa; Chordata; Mammalia; Rodentia; Muridae
Gene: Zfp944
Product: zinc finger protein 944
Exons: 5
Coding region: 4194-5558 (454 amino acids)
Biological process (GO): regulation of DNA-templated transcription
Cellular component (GO): nucleus
Source: RefSeq, a predicted model, not a curated record